GCGGCUCGGGACGAUACUGCCUGGCUCCUGCGAGCCAGGAUUUUACUUUCGUCUCGCCGUUUCUCCUCCCGCUCCGCUUGGAUUACUUGGCUGCUCCCUCUCGGUGAUCCCGCGCGAUGGAGAAAUCCAGUGCAGUAUUAAUCCACGGAGGUGCUGUGGGGACAGUUGGCAGUACAAUGGCUUCUCAGUACCUCGUAGUGGCUCUGGCCGUUUUCUCCUCUUUUACCCAGGUUGUAAUAGAAGCCAGCUCUUGGUGGUCUUUAGGGAUGAACCCCAUGAACCCCAUGAACCCCGUUCAGAUGUCAGAGGUGUACAUUAUAGGCGCCCAGCCCCUGUGCAGCCAGCUAGCAGGGCUUUCCCAAGGACAGAAGAAGCUCUGCCAGUUGUAUCAGGACCAUAUGCAGUUCAUUGGAGAGGGUGCAAAGACGGGCAUUAAGGAGUGCCAGUAUCAAUUCAGACACAGAAGAUGGAAUUGCAGCACUGUGGACAACAACUCUGUUUUUGGCAGAGUCAUGCAGAUAGGCAGCCGGGAGACGGCGUUCACCUACGCGGUGAGCGCGGCCGGCGUGGUCAACGCCAUGAGCCGCGCGUGCCGGGAGGGCGAGCUGUCCUCGUGCGGCUGCAGCCGCGCCGCGCGGCCCAAGGACCUGCCCCGGGACUGGCUGUGGGGCGGCUGCGGCGACAACAUCGAGUACGGCUACCGCUUCGCCAAGGAGUUCGUGGACGCGCGCGAGCGCGAGCGCGUUUACCAACGGGGCUCCUACGAGAGCGCGCGCAUCAUGAUGAACCUGCACAACAACGAGGCCGGCAGAAGAACGGUGUACAACCUGGCUGACGUGGCCUGUAAGUGCCACGGCGUCUCCGGCUCGUGCAGCCUCAAGACCUGCUGGCUGCAGCUCGCCGACUUCCGCAAGGUGGGCGACGCCCUGAAGGAGAAAUACGACAGCGCCGCCGCCAUGAAGCUCAACAGCCGGGGCAAGCUGGUGCAGGUGAACAGCCGCUUCAACGCGCCCACCAUCCACGACCUGGUGUACAUCGACCCCAGCCCCGACUACUGCGUGCGCAACGAGAGCACCGGCUCCCUGGGCACCCAGGGCCGCCUGUGCAAUAAGACCUCGGAGGGCAUGGACGGCUGUGAACUCAUGUGCUGCGGCCGGGGCUACGACCAGUUCAAGACGGUGCAGCGAGAGCGCUGCCACUGCAAGUUCCACUGGUGCUGCUAUGUGAAAUGCAAGUUGUGCACAGAGAUCGUGGACCAGUUUGUGUGCAAAUAGGGCACGGACGAGGUGGGAGGAGCUGCAGCCUCCUGCCAGCAAAGGGGUGCAGGCCCCUCUCCCUUUCAGCAGGACUAUCUCCACUUUAUUUAUAGAG
Messenger RNA from Melozone crissalis (California towhee), 1371 nucleotides. RefSeq names its product Wnt family member 5A (gene WNT5A). The record is from RefSeq and is a predicted model, not a curated record. The coding region runs from base 117 to 1274 and encodes 385 amino acids. Gene Ontology annotation, cellular component: extracellular region. Lineage: Eukaryota; Metazoa; Chordata; Aves; Passeriformes; Passerellidae. Gene Ontology annotation, biological process: multicellular organism development; canonical Wnt signaling pathway; neuron differentiation. Gene Ontology annotation, molecular function: frizzled binding; cytokine activity. The transcript is spliced from 5 exons.